AGCACAGUUAAUUAUAACCACCAUUACUAUCAAUAUUAUUACUAUUGUUAUCAUCUUGUACUGCUUAACAUCUAAUAGGUAAUAAGUGAUUUCAUGUCGUAUAACAUGGAUUUGAACAAGGGCACAACGUUUCAGAACUUACAAGCUCGCCAUUUUGAAACAAAAUUGAAGAUGGCGCCACUUUCUACAUUCAAGGAUAUCGAAUGGAACGGGGAAGCUUCACCGUGGAUCACAGAUGCACAGGAAUUUGUUGCUGCCUUCCCCAAGAACCUUACAACAUCAGUGACUAUCUACAACAUUGGGUAUACCGACCAACGUCCAUUUGAAAAAUCCAAGCCUUCUGUGUUAAUAGACGACGAGGAAGUGGUCAACAUAAUCACAACGUCAAAUGUCGAAUUUCCAUUUAACCCUAUCGACAUCUCGGCCUUCAUGAACUCGGCCAACGAGAUCGCUGGAAAGAUGAAAAGUCAGAAGGCCAUCAUGCGGAUUGUUAAAGGAGAUGGAUAUGGGGACAGCGCCACCUGUCGGGCGAUCAAUGAAGUACUGGUACUUCAAUCACAUGAACAGCAGCAGGAGCAAGAACAGCAGCAACCACACAGGAGAUGUAACGACUGCAUCGACCAACAACAUCUGCAGGAGAUGCAAAAACCACUCAGAGCAUCAUCAGCAAAAAUCAACAGCAGCAGCAGCAGCACUUAAGAAAUGAAUCUAAUUGAAACUCCUGCACAAAUGCCAAUGAGGAAACAGUUUUCAGACAUUAUUCAUUUACAAAAUGAGACAUCAUUUAUUCAUUAUUUUACAGGAUAAAGAAAAAGUUUUUUUUUAAGUGUAAAUUUGCAGGAACACAAUGCAUGUUCCCUAUGUAUCUAUUUAUUGAAAUAAAUUUAAAUUUAAACAGGAUAAAUGAUGUUUCAAUAAAUAUCUACUUUCUGUCAAUGAGUAAAAAUACCUGCAAUAUCUUUUAAUUUUCUAUUUAAAAUGACAAAAACCAAUUUAUCAAAUAAAAAUCAUCAAAAAAUUGACCAAUAAGGCUGCUUAGGCCCUCAAAAAUAGAUUAGUCGGAAAAUAGAAGACCACUGAAAACAUUUUUAGAAUUAGUUGGUGGUUUCCACAAAUUUGUCGCUGAUUUCUGUGACAAAUUUUCAUGAAAUGGAAUUUAGUCGGAGAAAACCUCUGACUAAUUGUUUGAUGAAACACCCCCUGGGAUAAUUGCCAGUAAUCCAGUCAUUUUUGGUAUUUUGAUGAAAUAGCUGUUUCUGCCGCAAUAUUUGACGCAGCUAUUUGAACUGCGUCAAAUAUUGCCGCAGAAAAAAUGUCAUUUGCCGCAGAAAGUAUCUGCGGCAAUAUUUUUGACGCAGUUCAAAUAGCUGCGUCAAAUAUUGCCGCAGAAAUUGUCAUUUGCCGCGAAAGUAUCUGCGGCAAAGUUUUAUGAAACGGAAACUUGACGCUGUUUUUAAAUUUGCCGCAGAAACACAGAUUUGCCUCUGCGGCAAAUGUUUAUGAAACGGGCCCAUGGUCUUGUAAAUUGAACCAGACGUGGUAGAGAUUUGUGACAGAAGUGGCUCUCCAUAAUUAAAGCGAGACCUCAGACCAGGGUUCCGUAACACAAAGCAUAAUGAUUGAUCGUACUUUUGUUUUUUUUUAUUGAUUGUACAUUGUAGUCAAUGCAAUUAAUCGAGAAAAUUUGUACUACGAUCAAUGUUAAGCUUUUUGUAAACGGGCUCCAGAAUUUGAAAUAAACCACAGUUCGGAAUACGGGCUAUUAGGCACAAUACGAAGUAUGCACAAGUAAAUAAAAAGAAAUUGGUCAGGAAAUAUAUCUACAUUUUUAUUAUCAUUGUAACAUGCAUAAUAUAAUUUUCUGUUUUUCAACAUGACAUUGAACAAUUUACAAUUCCAUAGCAUUUUCCAGAAGCUCUAUUUACCUUUGGCCCAAGUUCAAAUUGUGCUUACUCAAAGCGCAGAAGAAGCAACCACCUAGUAAAAAUUACAGUAUUAUAUAAAGAACAAGUGUUACUUGAACCAUGGACCCACUAGAGAUGCUGGAA
Lytechinus variegatus (green sea urchin) is the source of this 2048-nucleotide messenger RNA. RefSeq lists its product as uncharacterized. Lineage: Eukaryota; Metazoa; Echinodermata; Echinoidea; Temnopleuroida; Toxopneustidae. The record is from RefSeq and is a predicted model, not a curated record. Bases 94 to 699 code for a protein of 201 amino acids. The transcript has 3 exons.